UGGGCCGGGCCCGCCAUGGCUGCUGCCGGCAGCAAAGGUGGGGGCCUCGCUCUUUGGCUCCCCAGAAGAAGCAGGAGUGGCGGGUCGAGUGGAGUCCCGCGGCUGGAAGGAAGUUCAGGAAGGAAGGAAGGAAAGAAGGAGAGAAGGAAAGAAGGAGAGAAGGAAACGGCGGCGAUUAAGCACCCUGCACCACUGCUCGUAAUGAGGGGGUGGCGGGCACAGCCAUCGAGCAACGCCUGAGACUCCCCGCCCGCCUGCCCACGCCAGCUGUGGGUCGCCCUGAAGGGGGUGCAACGCCUCCCAGCGAGCAGGAAAAUUGCUCCUGCAGAGCCCCAGAUUAGAGGAACUGGCUAAUUGCACCUGGGUGCUUCGCCUGGACUGAGCGAGGCAGCUCCACUCUCCAGAGGGUGCAAGAGCCGUCCCUGCCUGGGCCUCCGGAAGACAGGAAGAAGAAGAAGAGGAAGAAGAUGGCAGAUCUGACCCCGACCCAGCUCUGCUGGCAGGUCCCCGCCAACUCAAAGGCGCAUCACACCAACUACUUCGUCACCUCGGACCUGGUCGUGCGCCGCGGGCAAGUUUACAACUGCACCGUGUACUUCAACAGGCCCCCCCAGGCUGGGGAGAACUUAGGUUUCAUCGCCGAAACAGGGCAAGCCCCUUCGGAGGCCAACCACACCCGGACCACCUUUGCCGUCUCGAACGCGCUGGCCGGAGGCUGCUGGAGCGCAGCGCAGAUCUCUCGGGACUCCAACUACGUCAACUUCGCCAUCUCCAGCCCCCCCAUGGCCCCCAUCGGGCGCUACAAGCUGAGCCUGAUGGUGACCUGCGGCAACAAGGUGUCCAGCCGGCUGCUCGGCCAGUUCGUCCUGCUCUGCAACCCCUGGUGCUCAGGUGACCUCGUCUACCUCGCAAAUGAGGCAGAGCGGCAGGAGUACGUCUUGAAUGAAAACGGAAUCAUCUUUGUGGGAAAUGCGCAGUACAUCGAAGCCCGGGGAUGGUACUACGCCCAGUUCCAGCAGAAGAUCUUGGACCUCUGCCUGCUUCUCCUGGACCUGAGCCUCUACCACCGCCAGGACCCAGCGGGAGACACGGCCCGCAGAGGGGACCCCAGGUACCUGGGCCGAGUGGUCAGCUCCAUGAUCAACGGCAACGACAACGACAACGGCAUGCUGGAGGGGAAGUGGAACGCGGACUUUGCUCACCACGAGAACCCCUCCCGGUGGGACGGCAGCGUGGCCAUCUUCAGGAAGUGGGCGCAGGACAAGUACCGGCCGGUCCAGUACGGGCAGUGCUGGGUCUUUGCCGGGGUGGCCGGGACAGUCCUGCGGUGCCUGGGGGUACCCACUCGCCUGGUCACCAACUUCAACUCUGCUCACGACUCCAAUGGAAACCUGAGCAUCGAUAAAUAUUAUGACCCCUCUGGAAAGAGCCUCAAAAUCGGCCAAGACUCCACCUGGGAUUACCACGUCUGGAACGAAGGCUGGUUUGUCCGGAGAGAACUGGGGACGGCGUACUGUGGGUGGCAGGUGAUCGACGGCACCCCACAAGAGAAGAGCCAAGGGCUCUAUCAGUGCGGGCCGGCCUCCGUCCAGGCGGUCAAGCAAGGCGAUAUCGACCUGCCCUACGACACGGCCUUCGUCUACACAGAGGUGAACGCGGACAUCAACAGGUGGGUGGUCAAUAAAGACGGCUCCCGAACCCGAGCCUAUUGUGACACCUGCUCCAUCGGCACCCACAUCAGCACCAAGGCCGUGGGCAGCAACCAGCGGGUGGACAUCACCAACACGUACAAGUACCCGGAAGGCUCCGCAGAGGAGAGGAGCGUUUACAAGAAGGCCUGCUCCAAGCUGCCCAGAUCCAGCACCCCGGCCAGGCGCCCCAGCAGCAACCUCGGCGACGACGCGUCCUCUGAGCUGGUCACCCACCCGGAGCUCUACGGGAAGUUCAGGCUGGCCCAGCCGCCCAUGCUUGGGAAGGACAUCGAGCUCAUCCUCACGCUCGCCAACCUGUCCUCGGCGCCCAAGGCCGUCACGGUGAACCUCAGCGUCUCCAGCGUCCUCUACACCCGUGCAGCCGUCCGGGAGAUCCUGAAGGAGACCAUGCACGUCAGCUUCGCUUCCCAGGAAGAGAAGCACAUCCCCUUGCGCAUCCCCUACGGCCACUACAGCGCAUCCCUGACGGACGACAAGAAGAUCCUGGUGACUGCCUUGUGUGACGUCAUGGAGGGCGUGAAGCUGCUGGUGGAGAAAGCCAUCACCUUGGAGAGCCCAGAGAUCGCCAUUGCGGUCCCCCCCAGGGUGGAGGUCAACAAGCCGACCACGGUGGAGAUCUCCUACUCCAACCCCCUCCCGGAGCCGGUGGAUGACUGUGUGCUGCUGGUGACGCUCAUGGGACAGGCUGUCACCAUCAAUGUGGCAGGACUGGCACCCAGGGAGAAGUCCAAAAUCUACUUUGAAUUCACACCCCGCGCCGCCGGAGCCAUGCAGCUGCACGUGGACUUCUCCUGCAACAAGUUCAACCACGUCAAGGGCUUUGUGCUCAUGCAAAUCAACCCUCCGGCCUCCCAGUGAUGCGGUGUUGGGGGGGGGAUGUUGGGGGGGUGGCCGUCCCGGGCCGGGCCGGGCCGGGCCGGGGGGCACGUUGCUCA
This is a messenger RNA of Gekko japonicus, 2647 nucleotides long. RefSeq names its product protein-glutamine gamma-glutamyltransferase E-like. The coding region runs from base 468 to 2570 and encodes 700 amino acids. Gene Ontology annotation, molecular function: protein-glutamine gamma-glutamyltransferase activity. Gene Ontology annotation, biological process: peptide cross-linking. Lineage: Eukaryota; Metazoa; Chordata; Lepidosauria; Squamata; Gekkonidae. The transcript is spliced from 14 exons. The record is from RefSeq and is a predicted model, not a curated record.